Molecule: messenger RNA, 1273 nt
Organism: Lagopus leucura (white-tailed ptarmigan)
Lineage: Eukaryota; Metazoa; Chordata; Aves; Galliformes; Phasianidae
Gene: PRRT1B
Product: proline rich transmembrane protein 1B
Exons: 3
Coding region: 399-872 (157 amino acids)
Cellular component (GO): membrane
Source: RefSeq, a predicted model, not a curated record
UAGCCAAAAGGCUGUGCAAUGUACAGCUGUAAGGACACCACACAGAUGGAUGCAUGACUGCGUAUGUUCAUGAUGCGCACACACAGUGGGCUAAGUAACUACGUAGGCUCACACACAGGUGUAUGAGCACUUUAAGUUACAUUCUAAUAGGUGCAGGGAUCCUCUAUUCACCUAUAUACUUAAGGGCUGAAGGAUGUGCAUAUUCAUAGCUAAAUGGAUGUGGCACGUAUUUAAUGUAAGUAUGUAGCUAAACCAUGUGCUAUGAAUGCAGUUUCUGUCCCAACAGCCGUGUUUACUGCGACAAAUCGCAGCCCUGCUCACCCCAUCCCUGCCUGCCACCGCCGGAUGCCGUCGGUCAAUGAUUAACGCUGGGUCGGGGCCGCCCAAGGCCUGGAGGGAUGGAAGAGGCCGGCAGGAUGGAGGCUGAGCGACAGGUGGUGGCUGUCAGCAAUGUGGCCUUUGAGGAGGACCCGCCGCCCUACUCACCGCCCGACCCCAAGAGCGCGGAGCUGCUGUUCCCGGGGGUUUUCUACCCCCAGCCCCAUCCCCACCCGCCGCCCUUCAUACAGCAGCCGCUGCCCUGCACCGCCUCCGUGGGGCCUCCUGGCACGGGGCCUCCAACCGCCGCCCAGCAGCCGCCCAAGGACUACCUGGUGGAGUCGGUGCUGGUGACGUUGUUCUGCUGCCUGCUGACCGGACUCGCCGCCCUCCUGUAUUCACAUGAGACCCGUGCUGCGCUCGGCCGCGGGGACUUGGCCCAGGCCCAGGCAGCGUCCAAGAAGGCGCAGUCGCUGGUGCUGUUCAGCCUCAUCCUGGGGCUGUUCGUCUCCUUCAGUUGGGUCGUCUAUGUCCUGGUGGCUCUGUACUGGUGAUGGGGCCGCGGGGACACGGAGCGCAGAGCUGAGUGCCGUCAGUGAGGAGCAGCGAUGGCGGCACCGAGUCCAGCAGCCGUGUGCAGCGUCGGCCCCUGCACCAGGGUGCUCAGUGACUGUUGGGACCGAUACGGGGAGCUGCACAACGCUGAGGGCAGCAGCACAGCUCCGGGACACAGGGGGAUGCGUGGCACUGUGCAGGGCUGGGGCUCGGAAUGGAGCAAACGGCCCCACAGCUCCUCAUAGGCUGCUCUGGGUGUGCAAGCAAGUCCCCCUGGUAAUUAGGAUUGUGCAAAGAUUCCCCACGUAUUUGAGUUUCUACAGCAAUGCUGCAUGCACAGCUGUGCUGCAUCGCCUCCUCCUCGCAGCUUCCAGUUCUAAAUAAAAUACACACAGCCAAA